Moesziomyces antarcticus is the source of this 759-nucleotide messenger RNA. Its product is annotated as p-loop containing nucleoside triphosphate hydrolase protein. Bases 1 to 759 code for a protein of 252 amino acids. Gene Ontology annotation, biological process: intracellular protein transport; protein localization to organelle; Golgi to plasma membrane protein transport. Gene Ontology annotation, molecular function: GTP binding; GTPase activity. The transcript is spliced from 6 exons. NCBI's taxonomy places the organism in Eukaryota, Fungi, Basidiomycota, Ustilaginomycetes, Ustilaginales, Ustilaginaceae. The record is from RefSeq and is a predicted model, not a curated record. Gene Ontology annotation, cellular component: Golgi apparatus.
AUGUACCACCUCAUCACCGGGCUGUACGCCGAGUGGACCAAGAAGCCGCGCUACAAUGCGCUCAUGGUGGGCGCUGCGGGCGUCGGCAAGUCGUGUCUGCUCGAAAAGAUCAAGAGCGUCUAUCUCAAGAGACCGGCACUGCCGCCGAAUCGAGUCGCUCCAACCGUCGGACAGAAUGUGCUCGAGCUGAGUCUGCCUCGUAUUCAUCUGCACUUCUGGGACUUGGGAGGCUCGCCCUCGGUGCGCACGCUGUGGAGCAAGUACUACGACGAGUCGGAUGCCGUCGUUUGGGUCGUCGACGCACGCCACUUUCUGCCGCUCCAUCAACACGCAGACAAGAGCCCCACCUCGCAGGCCCCCGAUGCGGGCACAGACACAUUCGCCGCGCGCGAAGCAUCCUGGAAGCUCCUGUCCGAGCUGCUCAUGCAUCCGAGUCUCGAAGCGUGUCCGGUGCUUAUUGUCGCCAACUGCAUCGACGAGUGCGAGUCGUCCGAGGGCCUCGAAGGCACAAUCAAGCAGUGGUUCAGCGAUAAGCUCGCGUCGGACGACACGGACGUGGCUGCUGCUGCGGGGGAUAACGUUUUUGCGGACGACGAGGCGUACAGAGCGCCCUCAACAUCGAUGCUCAGCGAGAGAGAGUACGAGUGGGACGUGGUGCUGGCCAGCGCCUUUGACGGAGCCACCAACACUCUGCUUGCCUUCCUCACCACCACCACUUCGGAAAGGCCGGGCAUCCUGCAAGAUGCCCGGACUCGAUGA